Messenger RNA from Coccidioides immitis RS, 612 nucleotides. RefSeq lists its product as uncharacterized. The record is from RefSeq and is a predicted model, not a curated record. The coding region runs from base 1 to 612 and encodes 203 amino acids. The transcript has a single exon. NCBI's taxonomy places the organism in Eukaryota, Fungi, Ascomycota, Eurotiomycetes, Onygenales, Onygenaceae.
AUGCAUGUGGACAUGACUGUUGAUGAGCUGCAUUAUAACUGUGAGAAUGGCUUCAAUGGAAUUGAUAGCAUGGCUAGCCACCCAGACACUUUAAUGGACUUGGACACUGUAAUAGAUCCACCAAACACAGGUGCUAUCUCUACUGCCUCCACUGAAGCUCAGGAUCCUCAAGAUGGCUCAAUCCAGCCAGUUUCAAGAACAACAUCAGCACCAAUCAAGGACAGUGAAAUUCAAAAUGAAUACCCACCAGCUUCACUCAGUAAAAUUCAAAAAGAGAGUCCACCAACCCUACCCUGUGAAAUUCAACAAGGAAUUGAUAGCAUGGCCAACUAUCCAGAUACUUCAAUGGACUUGAACACUGUAAUAGAUUCAUCAAAUCCAGAUGCUGUUCUCACUGCCUCUACUGAAGCCCAGGAUUCUCAAGAUGGCCUGAUCCAGAUCAGAGAUGACUGUAAAUGUGACUCCACACCUGUGCAUAUUGUGGUUGAGCAGCCAGUUUCAAGAACAACAUCAGCACCAAUCAAGAACAGUGAAAUUCAAAAUGAAUACCUGCCAGCUUUACCUAGUGAAAUUCAAAAAGAGGGCCCAUCAACCCUAUUCUGUAAAAUUUAA